CAAAGGGAUAGGAAUUUUCAUUAUUGAACGUUAGGAAAGCCACACGGAGUAUUAAUAUAUUUUAUGCCGAGAUGCAGCGCUUGCUUCGCGGAGUCCGUUCCAUCCACCUGGCCCACCUACUCCGAACUGGAGUCCACUUGGAUGCCUGUGAGAUGCGCGACAAGCUGAAGUUCGAGUUCUCGGAGGACAAUCGGCGGAGGGUAACGGCCCUGCUCGCCUGGUAUCCGGAGCCCGAGUGGAAGGGAGCCCUGCUGCCCCUCCUGGACAUUGCCCAGCGGCAGCAGGGAUGGCUUUCGAUCAGCGCCGUCCACGUCGUGGCGGAGACCAUCAAAAUCGAUCCGAUGGAGGCCUUCGAGGCGGCCCAGUUCUACACGAUGUUCUUCAUGAAGCCGCGUGGCAAGUAUGUGGUAAGCGUUUGCACCUCCACGCCCUGCAAAUUGCGCGGCGGCGAUGAGAUCUUUGAAGCCUGCAAGAAGACCCUGAAUCUGGAGCACGGCCAGACCACGCCGGAUAUGCAGUUCACCCUCAAAGAGGACUACUGCAUGGGCGCCUGUGUAAAUGCCCCGGUUCUGGCCAUUAACGAUGACAUGUACGAGGACCUGGACGAGAAGAGUCUGGGCGACAUCCUGGCGGAUCUGCGGUGUGACAAGUUGCCGCCAGCGGGACCGCGAAAUGGAAGAUUUGCCAGCGAACCCAAGGGAGGACCUACGACCCUGAAGAGCCACCCACCGCCACCAGGAUUCAUGAUGCAGGAGCUGCCAGAUCCGAAGACCAACAAGUGCCAGUAGCCAUUGAUUAAGUCUUAAAGCAAUA
Drosophila rhopaloa is the source of this 813-nucleotide messenger RNA. It is a transcript of the gene ND-24L, whose product is annotated as probable NADH dehydrogenase [ubiquinone] flavoprotein 2, mitochondrial. Bases 72 to 788 code for a protein of 238 amino acids. Gene Ontology annotation, molecular function: NADH dehydrogenase activity. The transcript has a single exon. Lineage: Eukaryota; Metazoa; Arthropoda; Insecta; Diptera; Drosophilidae. Gene Ontology annotation, biological process: mitochondrial electron transport, NADH to ubiquinone. The record is from RefSeq and is a predicted model, not a curated record.